UAUUCUCAUCUUGGUGGGAAUGUGGUGCGUACACGUGUAAAGAAUAAGUGCGGGGGGCGUAGGUGGAGUCUCAUAAUUAAUUUCUCUAAAUAAUAUUGUAAAGCAAGCAAGUUGCAAGUGGUGGUAGGCUAGACACUGUCUAUAAAUUGCGGACCAAUUUCCCUCAAAUUCAGCAUUAGCAAGAGAGUAAGACAAGACAACAACAAGAAUGGAUGAGGGAGGAAGUAUUAAUAAUAUUAAUAUUCCAAUUCCAAAGGGAGAAUCUGCAGAUGAAGGCAUCAUGAAUACUACUGUUGACUGGAGAGGGAGACCCUCUAAUCCUAACAACCACGGUGGAACUAGAGCAGCUGCUUUUGUUCUUGGGCUACAAGCAUUUGAAAUAAUGGCAAUAGCUGCAGUUGGAAACAACCUCAUAACUUAUCUCAUAAACGAGAUGCACUUCUCUUUGCCUCAUUCUGCAAACAUAGUCACCAACUUUGUAGGAACUAUUUUUCUCAUCGCACUCCUCGGCGGCUAUCUAUCUGACUCUUUUCUUGGCACCUUCUCCACUAUCCUCAUAUUUGCUUUACUAGAACUUUCUGGUUUCAUUUUGCUGUCAGCACAAGCUCAUUUUCCUGAAUUGAAGCCACCACCAUGCAGUAAAUUAGGAGGAGAAUGCAUAGAAGCAAAUGGGUUGAAGGCGUUGAUAUUCUAUAUAGCAAUAUACAUGGUGGCAUUAGGAAGUGGUUGUGUUAAGCCCAACAUGAUUUCUCAUGGAGCUCACCAAUUCAAUCAAGACCAGCAAUCAAAGAAGCUCUCAACUUACUUCAAUGCAGCAUAUUUUGCAUUCUCAUUGGGUGAACUUGUUGCUCUAACAAUUCUUAUUUGGGUUCAAACUCAUUCCGGGAUGGAUGCGGGCUUUGCUGUAUCAGCUGCUGCCAUGGCAAUGGGGUUCAUAAGCUUCAUAAGUGGAACCCUAUAUUAUAGGAACAAGCCUCCACAACCAACCAUCUUUCUCCCCAUUGCUCAAGUUUUUGUAGCUGCAAUAUUAAAAAGGAAGAAGAUUUGUCCAUCUAGCCUACAAAUCCUACACGGAAGGGAAAACAGACAACAUAGUGAUAAGUUGAGGUUCUUGGACAAGGCUUGUGUCCAAGAGGCCGGGAACAACACAAAGGAAAGCCCGUGGAGAUUGUGUAGUGUUGCACAAGUUGAACAAGCAAAGAUAUUACUUUCGGUUAUUCCAAUUUUUGCAUGCACUAUAAUUUUCAACACUAUCUUAGCACAACUUCAAACAUUCUCGGUCCAGCAAGGAAGUGCCAUGGACACACAUGUCACAAAAUCAUUUCAUAUCCCUCCAGCAUCACUUCAGUCAAUUCCUUACAUUUUUCUCAUCGUUGUAGUCCCUCUCUAUGAUACUUUAUUUGUUCCCUUUGCAAGAAAAAUAACAGGUCAUGAGUCAGGAAUCUCACCUUUGCAGAGAAUAGGGAUUGGCCUUUUUCUGGCUACAUUUUCUAUGGUUUCAGCAGCUGUUAUGGAGAAAAAGAGAAGGGAUGCAGCUGUGAACCUGAACCAAACUCUGUCCAUAUUUUGGAUUACACCACAAUUCAUAAUAUUUGGUUUGUCAGAGAUGUUUACUGCAGUUGGCCUCAUUGAGUUCUUCUACAAACAGUCCUUGAAAGGGAUGCAGACAUUCUUCACUGCCAUCACAUAUUGCUCCUAUUCAUUUGGAUUUUAUCUCAGCUCACUAUUGGUUUCUUUGGUGAAUAAAAUCACUUCAACUUCUAGUGGUGGUGGUGGUUGGCUUCAUGACAACAAUCUGAACAAAGACAAACUUGACCUUUUCUAUUGGUUACUAGCUGUCCUUAGCUUCCUCAACUUCAUCAACUAUCUCUUCUGGUCCAGAUGGUAUUCUUAUAAUCCAUCCCUUUCAACCAUAUCCCAGGAGGGUGAGGUUCAUGCCAUGGAAUCUAAACACUACUAUGUAUCAGCAGCAGACAAUAUUCCAUAGCAUUCCACUUAUACCGUGCAUAUAUAUGUAUAUUAAUUAAUUAGUCUUUUUAUUAUAAUUAUAAAGCUCUAGCUGGUUAUAAAAAGAAAAAUUAAUGUAUGUAAGGUCUCUUUUGUGGGCAGACAUAUUCUACAAAGAAAGAAUUGUAAUAAGAAAAUGUCAUAAUUAGGGGUAUCUUA
Molecule: messenger RNA, 2166 nt
Organism: Medicago truncatula (barrel medic)
Lineage: Eukaryota; Viridiplantae; Streptophyta; Magnoliopsida; Fabales; Fabaceae
Product: protein NRT1/ PTR FAMILY 4.3
Exons: 4
Coding region: 209-1987 (592 amino acids)
Biological process (GO): oligopeptide transport; transmembrane transport
Cellular component (GO): membrane
Molecular function (GO): transmembrane transporter activity
Source: RefSeq, a predicted model, not a curated record